AUGGCGGAGCAACAGGAGUCUGCGUGGAUUCCUUCAAGUGGCGACGUGCCGGCGGUGCAGAAGGUGCGUGACGACUACAUGAAGUACUUAUCUGAUGUCUUCACGGAUGAGCUGGUCGAGCUUUAUGAGCUUGACGGAAGCAACGAGGCUGUGAAGCAGCUGACAGCAUGCCUCGAGUGCGGUGUCGCCGUGUAUGGCCACCCAAUCACUGUGGACAACCCGAGCCUCACGUAG
This is a messenger RNA of Leishmania braziliensis MHOM/BR/75/M2904, 234 nucleotides long. RefSeq lists its product as hypothetical. NCBI's taxonomy places the organism in Eukaryota, Euglenozoa, Kinetoplastea, Trypanosomatida, Trypanosomatidae. The coding region runs from base 1 to 234 and encodes 77 amino acids. The transcript has a single exon. The record is from RefSeq and is a predicted model, not a curated record.